This is a messenger RNA of Aspergillus wentii DTO 134E9, 1471 nucleotides long. RefSeq lists its product as uncharacterized. Gene Ontology annotation, biological process: L-leucine catabolic process. NCBI's taxonomy places the organism in Eukaryota, Fungi, Ascomycota, Eurotiomycetes, Eurotiales, Aspergillaceae. The record is from RefSeq and is a predicted model, not a curated record. Gene Ontology annotation, molecular function: flavin adenine dinucleotide binding; 3-methylbutanoyl-CoA dehydrogenase activity. The coding region runs from base 63 to 1361 and encodes 432 amino acids. The transcript is spliced from 6 exons.
CCACCUGUUCAUACCCGUUCUUCCAUUCUCACACUCUCUUUCUCUGAACAAUCUCGUUCAUAAUGGCUUCCUUAUCGAGACUUUCUUCGUCUCUCCUCCGAAAUUCCUCGAGGGCUGUGUAUGGGAUCCGGAACCCCCUCAUCCACACCCCCGCAUUACGAACGUUGUCAACAAAGCACCCCAAGGGUUUUGUACCUCCCACGGAGGAUGACCUGCUAGAACUACGGAAUAGUGUUCAGGAAUUCACCAGGCGAGAAAUAUCCGAGGAAGUCGCAGCACGAACAGAUACACAGAAUGAGUUCCCGGCGGAGAUGUGGAGAAAGCUGGGAGAUGCUGGGUUCCUCGGUGUUACUGCCAAUGAAGAAUAUGGGGGACUUGGAAUGGGCUACCAGGCCCAUUGUGUAGUUAUGGAAGAGAUUAGCAGAGCUUCAGGGAGUAUCGGGUUGUCUUACGCUGCACACUCCCAGCUGUGCGUAAACCAACUCUCCCUGAACGGUAAUGAGGACCAGAAAGCUCGCUUUCUUCCCGGCCUUCUUUCUGGAGAAAAGGUUGGAGCACUGGCAAUGUCAGAACACUCUGCAGGUUCCGACGUCGUCAGUAUGAAGACGACAGCCAAAGCAGUUGAUGGUGGUUGGUUGCUGAAUGGAACGAAGAUGUGGAUUACAAACGGGCCCGAUGCGGACUACGUUGUCGUAUAUGCAAAGACAGAGCCUGAGAAAGGCUCAAAAGGCAUCACCGCAUUCGUGGUAGAAAAGGGCUUUAAAGGCUUUUCGUGCGCGAGGAAGCUGGACAAGCUUGGAAUGCGUGGCUCUAACACCGGAGAACUUAUUUUUGAAGAUGUGUUCGUCCCCAAGGAGAAUCUCCUCGGGGAAGUGAACCGAGGAGUCAAAGUAUUGAUGGAAGGCCUCGAUCUCGAGCGUCUUGUUCUGAGCGCAGGACCGCUGGGAAUCAUGCAAGCAGCUCUUGAUCUUGUUCUCCCCUACACCCACGUUCGUAAACAAUUUGGGACUCCUAUCGCCCACAACCAAUUCAUCCAAGGGAAACUGGCAGACAUGUACACUAAGCUUGCCGUCUCUCGUGCCUACACCUAUGCCACGGCACGGCAGGUUGACAAUGCCGCCGUCACCCCCUCAGAAAUGACCAUCCGGACACACGAUUGUGCGGGUGCCAUUCUCUAUGCAGCGGAGAGGGCGACUGAGUGCUCACUUGAUGCCAUCCAGCUCAUGGGAGGAAAUGGUUACAUCAAUGAAAUUUCGGCUGGGAGAUUGCUCCGGGACGCAAAAUUGUACGAGAUCGGGGCUGGGACUAGUGAGAUCAGGCGUAUGGUCAUCGGUCGUGCGUUUAAUAAAGAGUAUGCCUAGUUUAGCGGUGUGUACACAGUAUAUACUAGAGGAACGAAAUGGAACUGUCAAGUAGUUAUUAAUUUUUCAUUGGUCAUACAUUAUAUAUAACUGGAUGGCAUCUACACUGG